Molecule: messenger RNA, 2481 nt
Organism: Panonychus citri (citrus red mite)
Lineage: Eukaryota; Metazoa; Arthropoda; Arachnida; Trombidiformes; Tetranychidae
Product: homeobox protein php-3-like
Exons: 2
Coding region: 769-1785 (338 amino acids)
Biological process (GO): regulation of transcription by RNA polymerase II
Cellular component (GO): nucleus
Molecular function (GO): DNA-binding transcription factor activity, RNA polymerase II-specific; RNA polymerase II cis-regulatory region sequence-specific DNA binding
Source: RefSeq, a predicted model, not a curated record
UUUCGACUAGAAAUGGAACUUUUUUAAAAUUCGAAAAGUAAAAGAACAAGCAACUUUAUCACUAUUGUUCUCACUCGACUAUGAUGAGUAGACAAAGUGAACGAAUGUUCUUGUGAUGAAUGAAAAGUUUCUCAGGCCGAUUUGAUUAUUGAUUAAAGAUGAGAAAAGACCGACGCAUAAGAUGAGAACCAGUCGCUCAUUUAAAAAAAAUGAUCUUCUUGCUUCUCAUUGGCUGUUACAUUUGUUUGGGCCUCACCCUCAUUGUCGCUCUUCCAGUUACUGUUGAGUGAACCUUUGGAGUCGAAUCAGGAAGAGGCGCUAUUAUUAUUAUUAACCAUCGACAUUAGCAUCAGUGUUAUGAUUAUGAUAAUGGUUAUUAUCAUUAUUAUGUAAGGGAGAUAAAUGAAUGGGAAAAGUGAGCGAGUGAGCGAGUGAGUGAGAGAUGAAAUUGAAAAUAAAGUUUAUCAAAAUGAUGAACAAAAUCCUAUAAACUUGAUGAUGAUUACAACACCGACAUGAUCGACAUCAUCAACUUGAUCAUCAGAAUCAGUAGUGAGUGUGAAUUGUGAAUUGUGAUUUAAAGUAAAAGUAAAAGUAAAAGUUUCCAUCUUUUCUGAUCACCAUCUCCAUCACCAUUAUCAUCAUCAUCAAUAAGCAUAAUUAUCAUCGGAUGUUGAUUAGUUGUGAUUCCAAUUGAUUGUAAUGUUUGUGAAUUAGUUACAAGUUACCAAGUGAUCUUUUGCAAUUAGUAAAUUGAAUCGAUUCAAAAUGAUGAACACUAAUUUCGACCAUAGUUUCUAUCAAACUGGACACGAUCCUCACUCAGUUACCUACAGAUUUUCGGGUGUAUCUUCCUCAUUACCAUCGUCUUUAAGUGAUCCUCAUCAUCCUCAUUCGCAUUCACAUUCUCUUCCUCACCCUCACUCUCACUCUCACCACCAUCAUCACAACAACAACAACAACAAUAGUUAUGUGGACAGUUCGGCAGCUUCAGCAGCGGCCACUGCAGCAGCGACCGCCGCUGCUACUGCAGCGGUCUCAGGAUCGGAUGUCAAUCCACCUCCUCCAAAUUUUUAUCCUUGGAUGACUCCGAUCAGUGAUGAUAUUGCAGCAGCAGUUCAUCAUCAUCAUCAGCAUCUUCAUCAUCCUGAAGCAUCAUCUUUACUUCAUCACCCUUUCUUACCGAGCAAUGGUGUUACUCUUGACUGGUCCAGUCCUUCAGCUGUUGCUUUCUCAGCGGCUGCAGUUUCAGCUAAUAACAAUAGUCUCCUCUCUGGUUCAACUGUUGCAUCUUCAACCAAUGGGCCCCUUGGAAUGGGAAUCGGCAGCGGAGGAGGAAGUGGUGGCAGUGGAGGUGCAAGUACAAACGGUAACAAUAGUAGUUCAUCCAAUGGAUUAUUAACUCCAAGCCAUCUUCAUCCUCAUUUCACUUCUCAUCAUCAUCAUCAUCACCCUUCUUUAACAUCUCACCUUAAUCACCAUUCAUCGUCUCAUAAUCAAACUUCAUCUUCAACUAAUCAUCAUAAUCAUCAUCACUCACAAAGAAAGAAACGUAAACCCUACACCAAGUACCAAACAAUUGAAUUGGAAAAAGAGUAUUUCCAGAAUCAUUAUGUUUCCAAACAGCGGCGAUUUGAUUUGUCUCGUUCAUUAGGAUUAACAGAAAGACAGGUUAAGAUAUGGUUUCAAAAUAGAAGGAUGAAAGCAAAGAAAACAGAUAAACGAGACCAUCAUCGUCGACAUCACCACCACCCUGAGAUGAAAUUCAAUAGAAAUUCAGAUUAGGAUGAAAAAGAAGAAGAAGAAGAAAAAAACUUUUCAAUUUCGAGGAUCCCAAUUGAUUUACAUUCGACAAUAAUAACAAACUCCCGUCAUUAAAGUACAUGAAACUCCUCCUCGGACAUAAAAUCUACUCUGAAAUUAGAUUUAGAUUGAGAUAAAAGUUCAGUCGAUCCCCAUGAAUAUUUUCAUUUAUCAGUUUAUAGGAUGAGAAACAAGAAAAUAAGUCAAACACUGAAUUGGAAUAUAAAUACAUCAAAAGUAUAGGUUGAUUUGAAUUACUUUAAGUUCAAAUACACCCUAUAGGUUUGGAUACUAUAUUCGAGAAGAUGAUAACCAAAGAGAGAGAGAGAGAAAAGUAAGAGACUGGGCGAUUCUCUCUCUCUCUCUCUUUCUUUCUUAUGUUUUCUUCAAUUUCGAGUCUCUGAAUGAUUUUCGUCUUCUUCAUUUCCUUCAUUCUAAUUACUUAAUUGAUUUACUUUUUCAUGUGUUUCUACAAUCUGAUGAUGAUUAUUGUUCUCAUUCUUGAUUGUGUUCACUUGGUUGAUUCUGUUUCUCAUCAAUUUUACCAACAAUCAACUAAUUUCCUGAUCCGUUUUCCUCCUCCAUGUAAUUGUAAAUAGUUAAUAACAAUAAUAUAAUUUAUAAACAAUUGUAACUCCAAUUUGUUUCCAAUCAUUUCGUGAUCAACCAACAUGAUAG